Molecule: messenger RNA, 1442 nt
Organism: Phragmites australis (common reed)
Lineage: Eukaryota; Viridiplantae; Streptophyta; Magnoliopsida; Poales; Poaceae
Product: flagellar radial spoke protein 5-like
Exons: 9
Coding region: 79-1221 (380 amino acids)
Source: RefSeq, a predicted model, not a curated record
CCCAAACCAAGGCCCAAUAGGCAAUAACGCCCUCCUUAUCUCUUCUCCGCCUCUGGCGCGCGCUCGCCCACAAGACCCAUGUCGUCCUUCGCAGCGCGCGCCCUCUCGCCGGCGCCGCCUCCCCUCCCUCGCCGCCUGAGGCCCGCGAGGUGCUCGGGCGGCACCGCGGCGGCGGCGGAGACGGCCACCGCGGGGCCAGCGAGGGUGACGACCGUCAGCAACAGCGGGGACUCCCUGCCGAUAUGCCGCGUGCUCAACGGCAUGUGGCAGACUAGCGGUGGGUGGGGCCGCAUCGACCGUGACGCCGCCGUAGACGCCAUGCUCGCCUACGCCGACGCCGGCCUCUCCACCUUCGACAUGGCCGACCACUAUGGGCCAGCAGAGGAUUUGUAUGGCAUUUUCAUCAAUAGAGUUAGGCGGGAGCGCCCACCUGAGUUGCUGGAAGAAAUCAAGGGGCUUACAAAGUGGGUACCACCUCCGGUUAAGAUGACAAGAAGCUAUGUUGAGGAUAAUAUCAACAGAUCUAGGAAGAGGAUGGAUGUUGCUGCCUUGGACAUGUUGCAGUUCCACUGGUGGGAUUACUCAAAUCCUGGAUAUCUGGACGCACUAAAGCACAUCACAGACCUGAAGGAGGAAGGCAAGAUAAAGACUGUAGCUCUGACAAACUUCGAUACAGACAGACUGCAGAUAAUUCUAGAAAAUGGAAUCCCAGUUGUCAGCAACCAGGUUCAACAUUCUAUUGUUGAUAUGCGCCCACAGCAAAGAAUUGCAGAGCUUUGCCAGCUUACUGGAGUUAAACUUAUAACGUAUGGCACAGUUAUGGGUGGUCUUUUGACUGAGAAGUUUCUUGACACCAAUGUAUCAAUACCUUUUGCUGGACCUCCUCUAAAUACCCCAUCCUUGCAGAAAUAUAAGAGGAUGGUCGAUGCUUGGGGUGGCUGGAGUUUAUUCCAGGCUUUGCUUCAGACUUUAAAGAAGGUGUCCUUGAAACAUGGCGUCUCUAUCGCAACUGUUGCUGUGAGAUACAUACUGAAUCAGACAUCAGUUGCAGGUUCGAUGGUGGGUGUGAGGCUGGGACUCGCUGAACACAUUAAAGACACCAAUGCCGUAUUCUCACUUGAAUUGGAUGAAGAGGACAUGAACAGCAUCACCGAAGUAUCAAAGAAGGGCAGAAAUUUGAUGGAUAUUAUCGGCGAUUGCGGCGACGAAUAUAGAGCUUAGUUGUUCAGGGUGUUGCUGCGCUCCUACACUAUAGAUCGAAAUUUUGGCUAUAUUGCGCUUAGUCUAGUAGCUAAGCGCAGAGUCGAGGCAAAGGCAACCCUAUACCUAGAUUAUCUUAUCAUCAAGGGCUAGCGUGUAACCUCCACAGAGGAAGCCACAAUUUGUAAAAACUGUAAAUAUACAACGAUACAGGUGAGGUGCCUGGUGUGGUAAUUCGUCCA